AUGACCUCUUUUGACGAGACACAAGUCAUACUAAAGAGGUCUUUCCGUGGGCUGAAGGUAGGGGCUUUGGUAGAAAGUAACAUAUUUCAUUUCCCAAAAAAGCCCAUCUUUUCUGUUGUGUCCGCCGUCUCCGCAGUUGUGGGUGAGUUCUUCUUCCUCCUUUGGGCUCUACUUCUCCUCCCACUGAACCCAUGGCGUCGCUCUCGAACACCUUCCCAUCGUCCUUUUUGUUCCCAAUCCCGCUCUGGUUUGUUCGCCGCUCGGCCCCAAAGAUGCCCCCUGUCGAUUAGGAGGAGAGGGAUCGCGUAUGCUUCGUCCGGCUCUCCUCGUCGCUCGCUUGUCUGCGAAGCCGUCUCCGUGAAACCGCAGACGGAGAUCGAACGCCUCAACAUAGCUGAAGAUGUGUCUCAGCUUAUAGGGAAGACACCAAUGGUAUAUCUAAACAAUAUUGUAAAGGGGUGUGUUGCAAACAUCGCUGCCAAACUUGAGAUUAUGGAACCUUGUUGUAGUGUUAAGGAUAGAAUAGGGUAUAGUAUGAUAGCCGAUGCAGAGCAAAGGGGGGUUAUAACUCCUGGGGAGCGACAGCGGCGAGCAGCGGCAGCGGGAUUAGGAGCGGUGAGCAGCGGGAGGCGCGAGCGGCGACAGAGGCAGCGUUUGCGAGUAGCGACAGUGGCGAUAGGAGCGAUGAGCAGCGGGAGGCGCGAGUGGCGACAGAGGCAGCGUUUGCGAGCAGCGACAGCGGCGAGCGGCGACAACGGCAGCGUUUGCAAGCAGCGACAGCGGCGAGCAGCGAGAUCAGGAUCGGGAUCGGGAGUGGCAGCGGCAGCGGAUUAGGGUUGGGUAAGGGUUAUAUCGGUUUAGUUGGUUCGAUUGAACCAACUAACCAACCGAACCAGACCUAAAAUCUUGGUUCGGUCGCCUUGGUUUACCCAGGCGCUCGCCUGAAGCGCCCAGCGCCCGAGCUCGGGCGAGCGCCUAGGCGGCGCCUGUUUGAAGCGUGCCGCCUGGGAGAUUAGCGAGGCGCUCGGGCCUCGCCUCGCCUCGCCCGAGCGCCUAGGCGAGCGCCCGAGCGCCUUUUUCAAUCACUGACCCUCCUGUCAGAUUUUCUUCGAUUCAAGGAAAAGAGAGGAAAGGAAGAGAGAUUACUACUAAAUUGAAGUUAAAUUAGCUGCAUAAAGUAACAGUUGAGUAUUUAAUCACGAGAUCUAGCCUUACCAGCAUCUACUUUUAUUGUGUUCUGAGACAAUCUAAUCUCGUCACCCCAUACAAUUCUAUUAAAGGAGAGCUCUGAAAUUCAUCAAAUACUACUCCGAUUAUAUGCUCAAUUUGCCUUAUAUGACAACUAUAGAACGACUCAGAUACAAAGACUCAAAAUUUGUCAGAUAUCAACUAUACCAAGCUAGAUCUAGGAAUCACUUCAUAUCAGUCAUCAAUAGUAAAAAGGAAUUUGUCAUUCCAGAUGUUGCUGUUGAAAUUGGUUUCCUGUUGUUAUAGUAGUUAAUUAUUAGUUAUAGUAAGUUAGGUUUAAUAUUUUAACUCACAAUUUGACCUAGAGAAAACAAAUCCUUCCUAUUCAAGCUGUUGAACUAUUCUUGACUUUCUCUGGUGAUGGCCAAAUACAGAAACUAUAUUUGAUGAAUUUCAGAAAGGUUAACUUUAGAUAAACAUAGGCUUAAAGAUUUAGGCAGCUAAUAAGCUCAUUGGCCAUGUGUGUAGUGUUUUUCUUAAUCAUUUGUGCUUAUUUUACAACAGAUAUCAAGUGAUGAAGCUGUUGAAACUGCAAAACAGUUAGCUCUCCAAGAAGGAUUGCUGGUUGGUAUUUCUUCAGGAGCAGCAGCAGCUGCUGCCAUGAAAGUUGCAAGGAGACCAGAAAAUGCUGGGAAACUUAUAGCGGUUGUAUUCCCAAGCUUUGGUGAGAGGUACCUUUCCUCUGUCCUUUUCCAGUCGAUACGAGAUGAAUGCGAGAAGAUGCAACCAGAGCCCUGAAGUAAAUUUCUAUGGUUUGUAUCUUGGAUAUUCAUAUUAAUUCAAACAUUAAUUGGAGUGCAAGACACAAGAUUCUAAUUAAGAAAUAAAGUACUUGCACUACCAUCAA
Musa acuminata AAA Group (dessert banana) is the source of this 2095-nucleotide messenger RNA. Its product is annotated as cysteine synthase-like. The record is from RefSeq and is a predicted model, not a curated record. Gene Ontology annotation, molecular function: cysteine synthase activity. Bases 1 to 834 code for a protein of 277 amino acids. The transcript is spliced from 7 exons. NCBI's taxonomy places the organism in Eukaryota, Viridiplantae, Streptophyta, Magnoliopsida, Zingiberales, Musaceae. Gene Ontology annotation, cellular component: cytoplasm.